This is a messenger RNA of Myotis brandtii (Brandt's bat), 1383 nucleotides long. Its product is annotated as 60S ribosomal protein L9. Gene Ontology annotation, molecular function: structural constituent of ribosome; rRNA binding. The record is from RefSeq and is a predicted model, not a curated record. The transcript has a single exon. The coding region runs from base 699 to 1277 and encodes 192 amino acids. Gene Ontology annotation, cellular component: ribosome; cytosolic large ribosomal subunit. Lineage: Eukaryota; Metazoa; Chordata; Mammalia; Chiroptera; Vespertilionidae. Gene Ontology annotation, biological process: cytoplasmic translation.
GGGGCGGGGGUUGUGAUCCUUGGUCAGUUUGCUGUAUUUCCGAUAUCUCGGGAUCUGCUCCCUCCUCUCAGCCCCACUAUUCCUAUAUGACUCCGGCCCAGCCCCUCUUGUCUGCGCUGUUUUGAUGGCUCUCACUUCAGUGGAAAAAGAACCAUCCGCACCCCCCUGCUCCCUACUUUACAGAACGCGGUGGCGGAAGCAAAUUCUUUCUUGGAGCAGGGAGGGUGGGCGCUGUGUACAUCUGCAUUGGCAACAGGGGAACAGAUUAUGCAAAUUUGAGCAGAUAACUGCCUAUGUGUCUUUAAAAAGUCUAAUUAGUGGGAAAUUACAGGCCACGCGCACAUGGAAUCGAAGCAAAUAUGCAUCAUUAUCCAUGCAGUUUAACUAAACAACCCAUAACAAACUAAACUGGUAAUGACAAGGCUGAACUGACAGCAAUUAUUAGUUAAAUAGCAGGAAAGCCAGCAACAACCAGCACAUUCAGAAAUCACAACCAAAACACCCUUUCUCCAAGUUGGAGGAGUUCCAGCUAUCUGCCUCUUUGGGUGCAGAGUGGCUUUGAAACAUGGCCAAGUGUUGUGAGGCAACCAGAUUUCAAUGGAAGAAAAUAUCCUCGGGUAAGGAUUAACAAACAAAACAAAAUUAGAUUAAAAAAAAAGAAAGAACGAGGUUUCCUCUUUGCUGCACCUACUUCGAGGAUGAAGACCAUUCUCAGCGAUCAGACUGUGGACGUCCCAGAAAAUGUGGACAUCACGCUGAAGGGACGCACAGUUAUUGUGAAGGGCCCCAGGGGCACCCUGCGGAGGGACUUCAACCACAUCCAUGUAGAGCUCAGUCUCCUUGGAAAGAAAAAGAAGAGGCUCCGGGUUGACAAAUGGCAGGGAAAUAGGAAGGAACUGGCCACAGUUCACCCUACCUGCGUUCAUAUACAGGACAGGAUCAAGGGCGUUACACCGGGCUUCCAUUUCAAGAUGAGGUCUGCGUACGCUCACUUCCCCAUCAACGUCGUUAUUCAGGAGAAUGGUUCCCUUGUUGAAAUUAGAAAUUUCUUGGGCGAAAAAUACAUCCACAGAGUUCGGAUGAGGUCAGGCGUUGCUUGUUCAGUAUCUCAAGCCCAGAAAGAUGAGUUGGUUCUUGAAGGCAAUGACAUUGAACUUGUGUCAAAUUCAGCUGCUUUGGUUCAGCAAGCCACAACAGUUAAAAACAAGGAUAUCAGAAAGUUUUGGGAUGGUGUCUCUGUUUCUGAAAAAGGAACAGUUCAGCAGGCUGAUGAAUAAGAUCUAAGAUGUCCAGCUUUAGAAAACACCAAGAUGCCGGGUGAUUUGUCACACUUGUUUGUGAAACUAUAAAGAUGUACAAUAAAAAGAAGAAAGAAAGAAUGAA